AUGCAGUACGCGCCGGAGGUGGAGAAUGGCUUCACCGACGCCGAGCUGCGGGCGAUCUAUGGGAAGCUGGAUAAGAACCGGAACGGCAUCGUCUCGAAGCUGGAACUCAUUGCAGCAGUGAGCCAGGAGAAGAGCAUUGCUGACAUGCUGGGCAUUGAUGGAGAGUCGCUUCUCAGCGACGAGAAGAGCUUCGACGAGCUCCAUAGCUUGUUCGAGGAGAUUUCGGCCGGGAAGAAGGGCAUUGACUUCGAAGCGUUUGCGAAGCAUGUCCGGAAGGCCUGCGCAGAACGAACGCCCAGAUCGAACCGGAUGUUAGAGAUCUUCAAUCUCAUCGUCUUGGCCUUGAGUGGGAGUGGGAAUGGUGCCAGUUGGGGUGGAUUCAAAGUGUGA
This is a messenger RNA of Durusdinium trenchii, 390 nucleotides long. NCBI's taxonomy places the organism in Eukaryota, Dinophyceae, Suessiales, Symbiodiniaceae. The record is from the annotation of a GenBank genome assembly.